AUGCAAUCACAACCACAACAAUUACAACAACAACAAUUGCAACAACAACAAUUACUACAACAAUCACAAUUAUUACAACCACAAUAUUUUGAAAAACAACAAAUUGCAGAUUACAUUGACAAAACAUUUGAAAAGAAGAUAAAAGAAUGGAAAACAUGGACAUUUUCAUCAGUUUUCAUAAUAUUCUUACCACUAUUAUUAUUUCAAAUGUUAUUUUUAUCAUUUAUGUUUUCACCAUCACCAAAGUCAACAUCAACAUCAAUGAUUUCAGUGAUAUUAAGAACAACUGGUAACCAUAUAUUUGGAAUAAUAUUAUAUGUUAUUGGUCAAUUGAUAUUAGGUGCAUCAUAUCACUCAAUUUGUAGUGUUUAUAGACAAGUACCAGCCUCAUUCAAAGAGCAAUUCACUGUAUUAUCAAUACCACAUUUAAUAUUCAUUACUUUAAAUACAUUAAUUCAACCAUUAUUUUUAUAUUUCUUUUUCAGCAUACCAUUGAACAAAUUUUCAUUAUCUUCAAUAAUUGAAGUUUGUUAUCAAGAUUUCUCUGAAACAAUUCCAGUAGCAAAAUGUGAACUUGAAUAUAAUUUAUUCUUUUAUUUAUUUGUUUUAUCAUGUAUUGGAUUAGUUUGUUCAGGUUUAUUUAGAAUUUAUUCGAAUCAAGAAUUUGUUUAUUCAUUUCCAAAAGCAAAUAUACCAACAUUCAUUCAAAUUAAAUCUAUGCUUUACAAUAACUUUUGGAUAAGUUUUUACACUUCAUUUUAUUUAUUCUUUUUAGGUUCAUUUUUAUUAGGUAUUUUGUUUUUAAUUUUAUUUAAAACAUUUACAAUUCAAAUUUUAAUAUUUUCAAUUAAAUUAUGGUGUUUUACAUUUGCAAUUAUUUUCCAAAAUUUAACAAGAAAUAGAUUAUUUGAAAUUUAUUUUACACGUGGUCUUAGAUUUACAUUGGAAACCUUUAAUAGUGUUACAUUUGAUUCUUCAAAUAGUCAACAACAACAACAACAACAACAACAACCACAACAACAACAACAACAACAACAACAAACAUUAUUUGAUAAUAAACCAAUCAUUGAAAAUGGUAGUAUCUUCUUAUUGAAAGCAAUCUAUAGUUGUGAUCCAUUAAUUCAAGCAUUGGGUUGGAAAGAUUUCCUUCAUCUAUCAAAAUACUCUCAACCAAGAAGAACUUAUCUAUAUAGAGAAAUGAGUGAACUUUUAGAUCAACCUUCAAUUUUAAAAAUUAUUCGUCAAUAUGAAGAUCAAAUUAAUGAUUUAUCUUUAAAAUUAUCUUGUCCAAGAGAAUAUUAUGAAAGUUUAAAUAGUGGCAAUAUUAAAAAAGAAGAUGAUAAAAAUAAAAAUAGUAAUAAUAAUAAUAAUAAUAAUAAUAAUAAUAAUAAUAAUAAUAAUAAUAAUAAUAAUAAUAAUAAUAGUAAUAAUAAUAAUAAUUCAAUAAUUUUUAAAAUUGGUAAUAAUAUUGAAAAAAUUAUAAAGAAAACAUUAAAUUUUAUAAGUGGUGUAAAGUUUGAUUAUAAUUUAUAUGAAUGUGAAAUUAGACAAGCAUUAUCAAAUACACAAUCUAUACUAUGGUCAAUUGAAUCAAUUGGAUCAUUAAUUGUAUCAGCACAAAUAAAUGAUGAUAGAGAAACUAUGGAACUUUUGCAUAGAUAUCAAAUUCCUCAAAAGUUUUUAAUACCAUUAUUCCAAAUUUUAGCAUUGAUAGAUCAAUUGGAAAAAGAUUUAUCUCAUCAAAUCGAAUUAGAUAAAUUCACAAUCAAUAGAGAUUAUUACUUUUUAAAAUCUUUCUCAAAUUUAAUUGAACCACCUUUAAAUUGUUUAGGAAUUUUAAAAACUUCAAGACCUCAUUUUAGAAUUUUUAAACUUGUUGGUAAAAAUAUGAUUAGUCAAGUACUUGAAACUAUUGGUCAUCAAAUAUCAGACAUUUCGUUCCCUUAUGAUUUAAGAACAACUUUGAAUAGUUACAGAAAUGGUGAAUUUAGUAUUUAUCAAUAA
Messenger RNA from Dictyostelium discoideum AX4, 2004 nucleotides. RefSeq lists its product as hypothetical. The record is from RefSeq and is a predicted model, not a curated record. Bases 1 to 2004 code for a protein of 667 amino acids. The transcript has 6 exons. NCBI's taxonomy places the organism in Eukaryota, Evosea, Eumycetozoa, Dictyosteliales, Dictyosteliaceae.